Arvicanthis niloticus (Nile rat) is the source of this 231-nucleotide messenger RNA. The record is from RefSeq and is a predicted model, not a curated record. NCBI's taxonomy places the organism in Eukaryota, Metazoa, Chordata, Mammalia, Rodentia, Muridae.
AUGAGCAAAGCGCACCCUUCCAAACUGAAGAAGUUUAUGGACAAGAAGUUAUCAUUGAAGUUAAACAGUGGCAGGCAUGUCCAAGGAAUACUGUGGGGCUUUGAUCCCUUUAUGAACCUUGUGAUUGAUGAGUGUGUGGAGAUGGGAACCAGAGGGCAGCAGAAGAACAUCAGCACGGUAGUCAUCCGAGGAAACAGCAUCACCCUGUUAGAAGCCUUGGAAAGAGUCUAG